Phyllostomus hastatus (greater spear-nosed bat) is the source of this 1017-nucleotide messenger RNA. RefSeq names its product vomeronasal type-1 receptor 4-like. Gene Ontology annotation, molecular function: pheromone receptor activity. Gene Ontology annotation, cellular component: membrane. NCBI's taxonomy places the organism in Eukaryota, Metazoa, Chordata, Mammalia, Chiroptera, Phyllostomidae. The coding region runs from base 79 to 1017 and encodes 312 amino acids. Gene Ontology annotation, biological process: G protein-coupled receptor signaling pathway. The transcript has a single exon. The record is from RefSeq and is a predicted model, not a curated record.
CAUGUGGCCUAUGCCUCAUAUUCCCAUGCAGGAUCCUCUAGUUCGGAAGACAAAGACCAGUCCCUGACAACACAAGGCAUGGCCACUAGAUAUUUGGCCAUAGGAAUGACCUUUUCCCUACAGACUAUUGGAAUCCUGGGGAAUUUCUCUCUGCUUUCCCAUAAUCUCUUCAUUUACUUUGCUGGGUACAGGCUGAGGCCCACACAUUUGAUUGUCAACAACCUGCUUGUGGCCAAUGCCUUGGUUCUGUUCUCUAAUGGAAUUCAUGUUACAAUGAUAUAUUUUGGGUGGUACCACCAUCUCAGUGAUUUUGGAUGUAGAUUUUUCCCCUAUUUACGUGGCAUUGGCAGGGGUGUGUCCAUUGGCACCACCUGCCUCCUGAGUGUCUUCCAGGCCAUCACCAUCAGCCCCACAAACUCCAGGUUGGCAGGGUUUAAACAAAAAGCUCCUGAGUACAUUGUCCCUUUAAUUUCAUUGUGGUGGGUCCUGCAGAUGCUGGUAAAUGUAGUUAUUCCUUUAUUUAUGUCGGGCAAUUUGAGCAACAAAAACAUAACAAAGAGGAAAAAUUGGGGAUUCUGUUCCAGUCUUUAUGCUGAUGAAACCACAGACUCAUUAUUUGCAGCAUUGUUAGCAUCUCCUGAUGUUGUAUGUUUCGUACUCAUACUCUGGGCCAGUGGCUCCAUGGUCUUCAUCCUGUACAGACACCAGCAGAGGGUCCGACACAUUCAUGUAACUCCUAUCUCCUCCCAAUCCUCCCCCGAGUCCAGAGCUACCAAAAACAUCCUUCUCCUGGUGAGCACCUUUGUCUUUUUUAACACACUUUCCUCCACCUUUCUUAUUGCUGUGAUUGUUUUUAAUAAUACCAGCUUGUUUCUCCCUGGUAUCAAUGCAUUAAUUGUUAUGUGUUUCCCAACUUUCAUUCCCUUCUUGAUGAUGACCCAGGACUCCACUGUCUCCAAGUUCAGCUUUGCCUGGAUAAGGAAUGUAAAAUCUCCUAAUCUUAUGAGAAAUAUGUAA